GCGGAGCGGAGCGGGGGGCCGAGCUCCCCCUCCGCCGGCGGCAGGGACGCGGGCGAGAAGUGGGUCCGGCGCAGCAGCGGGCCAAGGCCGGGCAGGAGGCCUCCGACCGGGUGCAAGAGCCUCUGUCAGGGUCGAGGGCAACCUAAGCUACGUCAAGUGACGGUAGCUGAUCUCCGGGAGGCCCCGGAGACAAGGCGGCUCCUGCGUCUGCUUCAGUGCCGGACGCGGCAGGUGGGGUUUUGUCCUAGACUCACCCAUCGAAGGUCGACCUGAUGGCAUGGCCCCCGGGCACCAGCUCCGCAGCCCAGCCUGGCACCAAGGCGCCUGGAUUUCCCUCGGCACCGCUCAGUCAUCCAUCCUUGCUGUUUAGCCUCCAACGAACCACCCUCUGGGGUUUCACGUUUCACAAUACCCCCAAGUACCGUUUCCUCCCCAGAGUGUUACCCAGAGCAUAGAACAAGCCCUUUCUGCCAGUCUCCAAGUCUGUAUGCAGAUUCCUCGGGAAAGGUAGGAUCAAAAAUUAGUAAUUAGCACAGUGCCCUCAGAGCUGCCAGCUAAGUGGGAAAACAAACCGAGAAAUUUAUUUCUCUUUCCUUUCCCUAAGUAAACUCGAAUGUACUUCCACAAUGCUCCCCUUUUACUAGAGGAGUCACACAAAGAUGCUCAUUCUUUUUCCCCAGAGGAAGCUGAGCAGUGUGGCAUCCUGAGGCAACCCAGACGUGCUCCCGGCCUCAGCCCUGCAGCAGCUCCCUGCGUGGAGCAGCGUGGUCACUGUUCCGUGGGGUCACACGGCUGUCACGCACCCACACUGCAGAGGGUGCAGUCCAUGGCUGCAGACUCAGAGUGAGCAAGCCCCAAAACCCCGUUUGGCUUUGGAAAUCCAGUAGGCUUGGGAAAGGGAGCUUUGUAUUGUAAUUAUGUUUCUUGUAUUUUUCUACAAGUAGCUCAUAAUAUAAAAACAACCAGGGAACUACAAUUAGGGAAAAAGAGAAAUGGUUUUCUAAAGCUUAGAAACAGACGUUGCUACCAUGCACUGUAAAAGUAUUUCAUUGAAACCAGAGACGGCCGUUAAACUUCCCAAUUUAGUUGUAAGCGCAGCUCUUACCCUGCAGUCGAGCGGCUUCCUUUAACCCUCUGCCAAGGCUACGUCUCUCUGAAAUGAGAUUAGACCAAGAGACCUUGGGAGGGAAGAGCACGAGGAGCUGACAGAACAGCAGGCAGCUCUCCUGCCAGCUGCCACCGAGCUGACAUCAGGACCGGUCGGUAUGCUGGUGCCCAGUCAAGUCUGUUUGUUUCUGUUUUGGUUUUGCUGCCCUGAGGAUGAACCCAAGGCCUCCCAGUACUGGGGACCGCCUAGAGGUCCCCAGACCCCUAGUCAUCUUCCAAGGAAAGACCGAGGAUGUCCCACUUGUUUGUACCUAGCCCUUGUGGAAAGCAUGUCCUGUCUUCACUGCAGUGUCACUUACACGGAAGCCCACAGCUAUCUGCAAGGCUACGCACAGCAUCCUCUGGCCCACAGAGAGGUCAGAUUGUGCAAGCUGGACUCCUAGCAGAAAGUCAGGAAGGGCGGGAUGUGGGGAACAAGGUGCUGGGAGCAGGGCGUGUAAGGCCACAGCAUGCACUACAUCUAUAUUCAGCUCUUGUAAAGGCUUCUGAACUUCUGCACCACGCCCCCAACGCACACACUGGGUCUUGACCAGCUCCUGAGGACAAGGGAAAGGAGGCGUUCAUCUGUUUCUCUUCCCUGUGGGCAGUUUGGCUCCUUCUUUAUUUGGAGACUGAAAGCCACAAUAGGACAACAGGGCAGAAGCUGAACUGAAGUGAUGAUUUCAUGUACAGUUUCCAGAAAGGACUCUGUGCGCUGGGUGGUCCGGAGUCUUUGUGGAAAAAAAAGGCUCAAAAACCUCUGAGAAAAAUGUAAAGCAUUUCUAUGUGAAUAUGACAUUUCCUGAA
This is a messenger RNA of Chinchilla lanigera (long-tailed chinchilla), 1953 nucleotides long. Its product is annotated as translation initiation factor IF-2-like. Lineage: Eukaryota; Metazoa; Chordata; Mammalia; Rodentia; Chinchillidae. The record is from RefSeq and is a predicted model, not a curated record.